AUGCCUUCUCGUACCCUGCCGACCUUCACCCUCGCAGAGGUUGAGUCGCAUAACAAUGAGAAAUCUUGCUACGUGACUGUCGGCAAGAGUGUCUACGAUGUCACCGACUUCCUCGACUCCCAUCCCGGCGGCGCGGACUUGGUCCUCGAGUAUGCCGGCAAGGAUGUCACCGAGAUCCUGAAGGACGAGGCAUCGCACACGCACACCGAAGCUGCCUAUGACGUUCUUGACGAUUCUCUCGUCGGAUUUCUUGCGUCGAAGGUGGCUGCGAACGGAAAGGCUGUCAAUGGGAAGGCGGUGUCGACCACCGUCGACGAGGAGGAGCUAAAUGGCAAUGGGGAGUCUGUACACCCACGAACCGGCAUGUCUCGGCCUGAGGACUUGGAAAAGGAGACGGAUUACGACAGUGACUACAAGAAACACAAGUUCUUGGACUUAUCUCGUCCCCUCUUUCCUCAGGUUUGGUUCGGCGGAUUCACCAAGGAGUUCUACCUCGACCAAGUUCAUCGCCCGAGACAUUAUAAGGGCGGCCAGUCAGCUCCUCUGUUUGGCAACUUCCUUGAACCUCUAACCAAGACCCCGUGGUGGAUCGUUCCGACUUUAUGGUGGCCUCCUAUCUGCUAUGGGACAUAUCUUGCCAGUCAAGGCUUCGACAACAAGUUAUAUCUGGUAGCAUAUUGGAUAUUCGGUGUCUUCUUUUGGUCGUUGAUUGAGUACACGUUGCAUCGAUUUCUGUUCCACCUGGAUUACUAUCUCCCCGAUAAUCGAGUCGGCAUAACUUUGCAUUUCACCCUUCAUGGCAUUCACCACUACCUCCCCAUGGACAAGUAUCGGCUUGUCAUGCCUCCAACGCUGUUCCUUGCCCUGGUCGGUCCGUUCUGGAAGCUGGCCCACGCCCUCUUUUACUGGGACUGGAAUAUCGCAACUGCAGCGUUCUGCGGUGGUAUGUUCGGAUACACCUGCUACGACAUGACGCACUACUUCUUGCACCAUCAGAACCUGCCACUCUGGUACAAGUCGCUCAAGAAGUACCACUUGGAGCACCACUUCUUGGAUUACGAGAAUGGCUUUGGCGUCACUAGCCGCUUCUGGGACAGAGUCUUUGGCACUGAGAUCAUCAAUCCUCCAGUUGUGAAGACCAAAUAA
Messenger RNA from Phaeoacremonium minimum UCRPA7, 1146 nucleotides. RefSeq names its product putative inositolphosphorylceramide-b c-26 hydroxylase protein. Bases 1 to 1146 code for a protein of 381 amino acids. The record is from RefSeq and is a predicted model, not a curated record. NCBI's taxonomy places the organism in Eukaryota, Fungi, Ascomycota, Sordariomycetes, Togniniales, Togniniaceae. Gene Ontology annotation, molecular function: fatty acid 2-hydroxylase activity; heme binding; iron ion binding. The transcript is spliced from 2 exons. Gene Ontology annotation, cellular component: membrane; endoplasmic reticulum. Gene Ontology annotation, biological process: fatty acid metabolic process; lipid biosynthetic process.